Molecule: messenger RNA, 3589 nt
Organism: Pygocentrus nattereri (red-bellied piranha)
Lineage: Eukaryota; Metazoa; Chordata; Actinopteri; Characiformes; Serrasalmidae
Gene: epn1a
Product: epsin 1
Exons: 14
Coding region: 246-2228 (660 amino acids)
Biological process (GO): endocytosis
Cellular component (GO): endosome; plasma membrane; clathrin vesicle coat
Molecular function (GO): phospholipid binding; clathrin binding
Source: RefSeq, a predicted model, not a curated record
CGGCCCUUCCUGUGCGAGAGAACGGAAGCGGAAUCGCCGCCAUCUCCUGCUAGCGAGCAGCUCCAGGUUUUCGAUUCUCCCUGGCUCGUGUGGGCCCUGAUGUGGCCGUGCGGAGGUUUGGAGCAGUGGACAGGCUAAAGACUGACCCGAGCACCCACACAGAGAGAGAGAGAGAGAGAGAGAGAGAGAGAGAGCGCGAGAGAGACGUCCAGAUUUCACAGGAACGUGAUAGCUGCCCUGUUGCCAUGUCGACCUCAUCGCUAAGACGACAAGUGAAGAACAUUGUUCACAAUUACUCGGAGGCAGAGAUAAAGGUCAGGGAAGCAACCUCCAAUGACCCCUGGGGUCCCUCCAGUUCUCUGAUGUCAGAGAUUGCGGACCUGACGUAUAACGUAGUGGCCUUCUCAGAGAUCAUGAGCAUGGUGUGGAAAAGACUCAACGACCAUGGCAAGAACUGGAGGCACGUGUAUAAGGCUAUGACUCUUAUGGAGUAUCUGAUAAAGACGGGUUCAGAAAGAGUGGCACAGCAGUGCAGGGAAAACAUCUAUGCUGUCCAGACACUCAAAGACUUCCAGUAUAUAGACAGAGAUGGCAAAGACCAGGGCGUGAAUGUACGAGAGAAAGCCAAGCAGCUGGUGACUCUUCUGAAAGACGAGGAGAGGCUACGGGAAGAGAGGAUCCACGCACUCAAGACCAAAGAGAAGAUGGCACAGACGUCCAGUGCGUCUUCGGCUCCCUCGGCUCCUGGUUUAGGAGGAAUCCACUCGGGCACGGAAGCAGACCAGGCGUGGCCUCAGAGCUCCGGGGAGGAGGACCUGCAGCUACAACUGGCAUUGGCCAUGAGCAAAGAGGAGGCGGAGCAGCCCCAUUUCCAAAAAAGUUGGGAUGCUGUUCAAAAGACUAGCGCUGACCCUCUGGAGGACGCUGAACUCCGCUACGCGCUCUCACUCAGCAAGGAGGCUCAUCAAGAGGAGGAGCGUCUGCGCAGGGGAGACGACCUGAGGCUGCAGAUGGCCAUCGAAGAGAGCAAGAGGGAGAAAACCAAGCCUGAAGAGUCCGCUUUAAUGGAGUUGAGUGCAGCCGACCCAUGGGGAGCUCCAGCGGCCCCCAGCUCCUCAGGCCCCUCUCCGCCUCCCUCCGUCACUCCUGCUCCAGCCGCCGGCCCCUGGGGCCCCACUGACCCCUGGGGGGCCGCUUCCCCUGCCUCUCCCCCCAGUGCGGACCCGUGGGGUGAGGGGCCACCCACGAUAGCACCACCUCCAGAUCCAUGGGGUGAAUCCUCCUCCUCCAGAGCAAACUCAGACCCCUGGGCCUCCACAGCUGUGACCCCCCCCAGUGCGGACCCCUGGGCCCCCUCAGUGGCCGCAGCCCCCACCUCACUCUCAGGGUCGUCUGACCCCUGGGCUGGAGAUGGGGUGGCCCCUGCCACUGAUGCCCUGACCUCUGACCCCUGGAGUGGCCCCCUUAAACACACUAACGGCACAGGAGAUCCAGAGAGGAGAGGCUCCGCGGCAGCGGGCGGUGACGCAAGUGGAGGAGGCAGUACGGGCUCUCCGGUACCCUUCGACCUCUCGGCGCUCGGCACGUCCCUGCCCAUUCGGAAAACGCCGGAGUCGUUCCUGGGGCCCAAUGCAGCGCUGGUUGAUCUAGACUCACUAGUAUCGUCAAAACCUAAACCCAAACAGACCCCACCCACCAUGGCCUCUUCUCACAACCCUUUCCUACAGACACAGGGCUCCUCCCCUGCACCAGGUAUGGCAGUUACUCCAGGCAGCACCAUUUCCAGCAGAGGGGUCUCCCCAACGCCACCUCCGACUUCUAACCCCUUCGGCGUCACCCCGAUGGCCUCCAUCUCUCCUCAGCCCUCCACGCUCGGCCUGAGCCAGCUACGCACUAGCCCUGUCCCUCCAAACCCUAUGCUCGGCCACAUGCCUCCACCAACGCUGGGAAUGGUUCAGCCGGGGAUGGCCAUGCCAGCAAUGGGAGUGCCUAUGGCAGCGCCCAGCAUGGGCAUGGGAAUGGUACAGUCCAGCCCAAUGGGAAUGCCUUUCAGCGGGAUUUCUCCCAUGGUCCCAGCCGGGAACUCCCUAAUGAUGGGCUCGGCGGGCGCUCCCCAGCCCGCGCUGGUUUUGGGCGGCCCAUCAGGAGUAGGCGGAGUGAUGGGUACCGGAGGGUCGGUGGGAGGGGGCGGAACUACAGGCGCAAGCACCAAUCCUUUUCUUCUUUGAGAGAUUUCACCACUCCCACACAAUCCCCUCCCACGCCCCCCCACCACACACACUUUUGACCUUUUUACCACGUUGACCUGCCCUGAACACGGUUUGUGUUGAAAAGAAAACGUGUGUGCAUCACUCUAUUUAAAAGAAAGAAAAAUGUUUUCGUUCACGACAAAGCAUUUCACAUCUCUCUCUCUUUUUUUUUUUUUUUCUUCAUUUCAUUUCAUUUUGCUUUACAGAGAAAAUGAGUAUUAGCGAGAGAAGCAAAGGUCUAUUUAUUUCACUUUAGAUUUUCGGGUGGGGGGAGGAGACUGACGGAUGAAUGAGGAGGGUCAUUCAGUGAAUGAAGUCAGAAUGAUUAUCAUUAUUAUUAUUAUAAUUAUUGUUGCACCAAAAUCGAAGGAUAGGCAAAGUGAGAAUGAUGAGAAGGUGGGGGAGGGAAAUUAGCCACUAAUGAUGAACUGAUAUAAUCGAAUCGCCUCCCUUCCUCAAGUGGAGAGGAAGAAAAAGCGGCCCUUUUUGAAGGAGCGGUGUGCAUGAAGGAGCGCUUCAAACUCCCACUGACCAGACUGGAACAGCUCCCCUUUGCAUUUCAGCCACUUCCAACCGCUGUAUUACUUUUAAUUUAAUUCAAUGUGUAAUUUUCUUUUGUAAUUUAUUGUUAUCGUUUUCUUUUCUGACUCCUGGGAACAAAAUAACCCGAGGAAAAUCACGCCGAGAUACAGCCGUGGAACGAGACGCCCGCUUUAGUGAACGUUGCGCUGCAACGUUUCGGCGCAGAUUUCCACAAAACGCACUUCUGAGUUGCUACAGAAAAGAUGGGAGGUGCUCAGUCUUUCCGUGUCCCACCGCUGUGCUUAACACACACAACCUCAUCUGCCGGGGGGGUUUGUAUCUGCAUUACAGUGACACUUUCUCAGUGCUUGUUAAUGGGAACUGCACUUAGUGUUGUAACUUUUCUUUUUUUCCAUUUUCUUUUACAGUUUUUAUCGUGUGACUCGAAGCAUUAGUUCGUCACAUGGGACACGAGAUUUCGUCCUCACGUUUCACUACCCGCCACUUCUUUCUCCCCUUCUAACAUUUCAGAAAAAUGGGUGGUUGAACUUCAAAUGCUUCUUAAAAAAAAAACAAAAAACCAUGAGACCUGAAUGAAUAUUUAAAAUCCAGUGAUGAAAUAAUUGGGGACUGAAUAACAUAAUUCACGCUGUUAUUCUUAAUUUAGUUUUGAUGAAUUAUUUUAUAUAUGAAGAUAUUUCUCUUAUAUAUCGGGUGAGCUCAAAAAAAAAUUGGUGUUGACUGUGAACGUUCGCAUUUGGAAAAAAAAUGGAGGAAAAAAUCAAAAGAGAUUUAUGAAAUAAACGGAAAAAAAAUCA